ACGUCGCGGAGCCUAUUAUAUUUCUCUCCCGCAGUAUAAGAGCCCCAGUGCCAAGACGUCUUGGCGAACUUCCUCGCGACUCGCAGUUGACCCUCCUUCCUCGCUUGGUUCCCUCCCGUCUCCGCCGCCUCUGCUCUUUCCUGAGAGGGCCUACUAGCCAUUUUUUUUAUUGUCCAUAUUUUCCUCCACCUCUUUCCCUUUUCUGUUUUCUUGCCGCAGACUCCUCGACCGCCCCAGAAUAAAGAAAAGGGCUUACGCAGCGCUGCGCCUUCCCACGUUGCCCCUCAAUAUUUCUCGGCCUCUGCCGUCUCAUCCGUCCUCCCCGCCUCUACACCACUCAACCCAGAUAUCUCCAUCCGCCUUACCAAGUCAUCAACCUUGCCCUACGCGUAACCCCUAUCAACGAGAAAGAACCACCAUGUCUUUCUUCAAGAAGCUCACCAAGGAGUUUGAGGAGCUCAAAACCUCCUUCUCCGACGACAAGCCUGCCGAGAAGAAGGACAACCAGCAGCUCCAGACUGGCGAACGCGGCUACGGUGAUCACUCGCAGCAGCAGCAGUACGGUGGCUACGGCGGCGCUUCCCCCUCCAACAACCCCUACCCCUCGCAGGCACAGCCUCAGUCCGGCCCGGGCUACGGAUACGGCAGCCAGCCCAGCUACGCCCAGACCCCGCCUCCGGCUCCCCAGUCCGCCGCGCCCCCAAUGGCCGCCCCACCCGUCUCGAGCGGCUGGCUCGUCCAGUGGGAUACCAACCACAACCGCUGGUUCUACGUUGACCAAAGCACCGGCCGUUCUCAGUGGGAACACCCGUCCCCUCCUACCGGUCCCCAGGGCGGAUCCUCCUACGCCCCGCCUCCCGUCCCUUCCUCCGACAAUAGAGCUUUCGGAGGCGACCAAGGCCACGGCUACGGCGGCGCUGCGCCCUAUGGCCAGCCCUCCUAUGGUCAGCCCUCCUAUGGCGGUGCUCCUGCUCCCUACGGCCAGCAGGGCGGUACCAACCCCUACGACGACAAGGACAAGAAGAAGAGCAACAGCAGCGGCAUGCUCCUCGGCGCUGCCGGUGGUCUUGCCGUCGGUGCUGUUGGUGGCGCCCUGAUCGCGAACGCACUUGAUGACUCGGAUGACGAGCACAAGGCCGCCGCCGCUGCAACUGCCCCUCAGCCUCAGUACGGCGGCUACCAGGACCCCUAUGCCGACCCCGACAUGCCUCCGGCUGUUCUCCCUGCCACUGACGCAGACGGCUCAUCGGUCUCGUCGAGUGACCGCGAGGAUGUUCAGGAUGCCAGAGCGGAGUAUGAAGAGGCUCUUGCUGACGCCGCCGACUCGGACGCCAGCAGCAGCGACCACGAGCGUCUCGAGGAGGCCAGAGAGGAGUACGAAGAGGAGUACGAGGAGGCGUACGGUGACGACUGA
Colletotrichum navitas is the source of this 1414-nucleotide messenger RNA. RefSeq lists its product as uncharacterized. The transcript has 3 exons. Gene Ontology annotation, molecular function: protein binding. The record is from RefSeq and is a predicted model, not a curated record. NCBI's taxonomy places the organism in Eukaryota, Fungi, Ascomycota, Sordariomycetes, Glomerellales, Glomerellaceae. Bases 419 to 1414 code for a protein of 331 amino acids.